This is a messenger RNA of Abrus precatorius (Indian licorice), 1609 nucleotides long. Its product is annotated as transcription factor bHLH18-like. The record is from RefSeq and is a predicted model, not a curated record. The transcript is spliced from 4 exons. Lineage: Eukaryota; Viridiplantae; Streptophyta; Magnoliopsida; Fabales; Fabaceae. Gene Ontology annotation, molecular function: protein dimerization activity. The coding region runs from base 1 to 1098 and encodes 365 amino acids.
AUGAGUUUUGGUUCCUCCAAUUCUUCUGAUCAGGUUUUGUGUCCUAUACCAUAUAUUCAAGAAAGCGAGCUAAAGAUGACUCAACUUUCGUCGACCAUGUAUUUGCCUGAACUUGGAAUGGAGGAGCCCACUUUGUUUCAUCAAUACCCGAUGGAUUCUUUUGCAUUCCAGCUUGAUGAUCUUGACUUCGAGUCCUUCUCCGCGUCGCCAAAGAGCUAUUCCUCUCACAAGCGCUCUUUCCCCGUUGAAAGUCCUCAACAAUCUAUUGCCCCUUCAAGACCCACCGAGCACCACAAGACUGUGACUACAUGGAGUGCUUACGGCAGUGACUUGAUAGCUCCCAAGCCUUCUUCCUCUUCGUCUUCCAAAAUCAUCUCUUUUGAACACUCCAAUGCAUCUUCAGUUGCUUCCCAACAAUUCUACAACACGGAUGCCAGUGUGAAGAAGCCUAAAAUUGAAACCGGGUGCGGUGAAAACUUGGAUUUUGCAGCCUAUGAGAAUAAAAGUUUUCUAAACUAUGAUAAACAAGAGAACAAGGCUGCAACUGCAACUACUAGAAACCCAACCCAAGCUCAAGAUCAUGUAAUUGCCGAAAGAAAACGAAGGGAAAAACUCAGCCAGAGGUUCAUUGCUCUUUCGGCCAUCGUCCCUGGACUCAAAAAGAUGGACAAGGCUACAGUUUUGGAGGAUGCUAUAAAAUACGUGAAACAACUACAGGAACGAGUAAAUACGCUGGAGGAACGAGUGGCUGAUAAAACAGUUGAAAAAGCGGUUUUUGUGAAGAGAUCUUUUGUUUGCACUGACGAUGGUAGCUCCCCCUCCGAUGAGAACUCCGACCAAUCAUUCCCCGAAAUCGAAGCAAGAAUUUCCUGUAAAGAGGUACUCAUCAGAAUCCACUGCAACAAACAUAGUGGACGAGUGGCUACUAUACUCACCGAAUUAGAGAAGCAUCAUCUCACAGUUCAGAGCAGCAGCUUUUUGCCCUUUGGGAAUAACACUCUUGACAUAACUAUUGUUGCUCAGAUGAACAAGGAAUAUUGCUUGACAGCAAAGGAUCUAAUAAGAAAUUUAAGAGAGUCUUUGAGGAAGUUGAUUUGAUCGUGAAUAACCAGUUCAAGGCAUCUACUGAUCUACAUUUGUUUAUGUGCAUGCAUGAGUAUAGGAAUAAGCUUAAUAAUGACUUUUUAUCGCAGUGCUUUCUUUUCUCCUUUUUGUCCAUCAUUUGGAUUUUGGAGUAACAUAUCCAUGGCCUGCGAUUGCAAGUGUCUCCUACAAUGUACCUCAGUUUACUUGGGCCUGUUCUGCUGUAGAGUACAAGAUAAUGCCAUAGUGUUUUUCUUCCUUUUUUGCGUAGUUGACUCACCAGCUGCGUUACAUACCCCACAAUGGCAUUUUCAAAUCUCUGCAUUUGUCUCUCUUUUCUUUUUUCCGAGAGGGGUUUUUGAGAGGAUUUGACUAUUCAAAGAGACCUCUUUCCUCUCUCUUUCACUUUGUGAACAGGGUACUGUUAGGAAGACGACGUAGACUUCAUUUUAUUUUUUAUAUUGUUUUCCUUGUCGGGUUGUGAUCGAUCAAUUCUGUAUAAAAUUCUUAUGAUUACUGUUGUGAC